Molecule: messenger RNA, 1625 nt
Organism: Meloidogyne enterolobii
Lineage: Eukaryota; Metazoa; Nematoda; Chromadorea; Rhabditida; Meloidogynidae
Source: the annotation of a GenBank genome assembly
UUUCAAUGUUUGGGCCUUCCCCGGAUUGGUGUGUAGGUGUUUCUUCAAUUAAUUUAUGUCUUUCCGAUUGUUCAUGGGUUGAUGAAAGAGCUUUUGAUUUGCGGCCAUUUGAUGCUGGGACAGAUAAUGGAUAUACUUAUAUGGUGAUUAGAAAAACUUUUGCCGAAAAAAAGAAAAUUUUUGUAUUAAAGUCACCCAACGAGCCAGCAGAACCUCGCAUUCCAGUUUUUCCAAUCACCACAAAAUCAGACCCUCGUUCACCUUUUUAUGACACCCAAAAUGAGGAAAUUGCUCCAUUGGCAAGAUUAGUACUUAAAAGAAAACGGAUAGUGCCAGGACAGUGCAGGCCUAUAGAAGAAUAUAGAAGGGAGGCACAAAAUAUAAGUAGCAGCACUUCUGAAGAUGCUGAAUAUAAAGAUAGAAGAGAAUGUGCUGUCAGUCAAUGGGGCUCGUGGUCUUUAUGUUCUGCUACCUGUGGAAAAGGCAUUCGAAUGCGUUCUAGAGUUUACACAUUCCCAGUAAAAGCACAAAUGUUCCAUUGUCACCGACAAACAACAGAAAGACAAUUUUGUAAUGCCAAACAAAGUGAAUGCGGAUCGGAUUCUGAUGCGUUUAAUUCUCGUUGUUUAGUAGGUGGUUGGACUGAUUGGACAGAAUGCACAGUCAAAUGUGGCCGUGGGACACGCAGCAGAGAACGCCAUUUAUUAAAUAAUUCAACCACAAUAAAAUGCAAUGUUGAAUUAAAUUCUGUAGAGGAAUGUAUUGGAGAGGAUGGAGAAGAUUGUUCAAUACAAGCAAAUCCUUUUUGUAAAACAACAAGUUGGAGUGAUUGGAGUCCUUGUAGUACAAGUUGUGAUGAAGGUGUGCGUGUUAGGACUAGAUUAUUUUAUUAUGCUGAACAUGAACAAGAAUGUUCAAAAUCCAAAAGUUUAAUGGAAAAAGACCGUUGCCGUGUGGCCGACUGUCGCCGUCUACAUAGUGCACAUUCUGACGAAAUUUGUGCCGAAGAGAAAGAAACGGGUCAAUGUUUGGGACAAUUUCCUCGUUACUGGUUUAAUAUAAAUUCUUCACAAUGUGAACGAUUUGUAUAUAGUGGAUGUAAAGGAAAUCGAAAUCAAUUUGAAUCUGAGGAGGAAUGUAAACAAUUUUGUAUUCCAAAUUAUCGGCCAAUUAUUGCUUCUGGUGCCGAUUUGCUUAGUCCUUUUGGAGAAAAUAAUGAAGAAGAACAAGAACAACAAAAUGAUGGAGGCCCCUCAUUGGAUUGUGAAUUGAGUGAAUGGAGUCCGUGGACUGAAUGUUCUUCAACUUGUGGGAGAGGAAAACGGAAUCGACAUAGAAAUGUUAAGACAUUUCCCCGGAAUGGCGGAAAUCGAUGCCCACCGAGAGAGCACCGUAUUCAGGAAAGGCAUUGUGAAAACAGGCCUUGCGCUCCAAACUCGUGUAGAAUAGGCCGUUGGUCUGUUUGGUCGCCCUGUUCAGUCAAUUGUGGCGAAGGUUACCAAACAAGGAGAAGACGGGUUUAUCGAUAUGGAAUGAUAGACCCGGAUGACAGAAAUUGUCAGGCGGCAGAAUUAGAACAACGCCAAUGUGUUAUUCCCUGUCACCAAAAGAAGCUGGAUGAAUGA